AUGGAGUUCACAAGGCGCUACUUGCCUAUGGAAUGGGAGGAGCGGUGGAGAAGAGAGAAAGAGCAAAGGAAAAAGGUGAUGGAAGAAGGAGGGGAAGAGUUUGAAAGGGAGAGCAGGAGGUUAACAUGGAUUAGGGCCUACAAUGACAGCAGAAUGGGGGUGAAGGAAAAAGAGGACAUAAAGAACGAGAGAACAAUUCAGAAGAUGACGAACAAGUGGAGUGACAAACAAGAGAGACAGAAGUACACUAAAAGUACUUACCCAACUGAGAUCUUCCAAGCAAUGGAGGAACUGAGGUGUUGCUCUGUUCUUACUGACCUGACCCUCAGUGUUGAGCAUGGACUUACUUUCCAUGCUCACCCUUUGGUCCUGGCUACUGUAAGUUCCCUUGUCCAGCAGAUGCUCCAACAGAGGAAGGAAAAGGAAGAAAGAGAGAUGUUUUUAUGUAUUGGUCCAGAAGUAUCUGAUUUGGGCAUAUCUGCAGUGUUGGAAUUUGCCUACUCUGGAAACAUAGCUGGUCUGAACAGCAAAUCUUUAGAUCAGAUUCAGGCUGCUGCUUUCUAUCUGGGAGUUCCUAGGGUUCUGGAGCUCUGCAAAGAAGAAGAGGAGAGGGAGAGAAAUAAAAAUGCAGAGAAGAAUGUAAGGAAAAUCGUUGGUGAAGAGCACAGAAAGGUCAAUCUUCAGUCCAUCAAACACAUGUGGGAAGAAAGAGUGGGCUGUGAUGUGGAGCUCGAGGCUGAAGGAAGAAUAUUUCAUGCACACAGGGUCAUCUUGAGUGCCAGCAGUGACUACUUCCGUGCAAUGUUCAGUAGUGGUAUGAAAGAGACCCACCAGACAUCAGUGUCCCUGCUAUUGAUGGGGGCACCUGAACUAGAAGCUCUUCUUCACUGCUGCUACAGUGGAGAACUUUUUCUUGAUUGGGGCUGCAUUUUCGAGCUCACCUCCACUGCUCUUCAGUUCCAAUUCCAACCUGCUCUCUCACUCUGCCUCAACUACCUGGAACAGCAAAUGGAUGUUGACAGCUGUCUGGAUGUGGCUGCUUUUGCUGAGGCUUAUAUGCUUCAUGAUUUGUUUGAAACAGCUGAAGACUUCAUCUUCAUUCACUUCCAGGAAGUUAUGGAUACUCCAAAGUUCCUGGAGAUGCCAGCUGAGAAGCUGUUGAACCUUCUGAGAUGUGAUGCCUUGUGCGUUCCAUCUGAGCUGACCGUCUUCCGAGCGGUGGUGAAAUGGAUUGAGGCAGAUCCAGCCCAAAGGCUAUCUCAAGCCCAGGAAGUAAUGACAGGAGUGCGUUUUCCACUCAUGACCUUCCGUGAGUUUCGUGAAGUCCGAGCUGUUAACCUGCAGAUGGAGUGUAGUGGUGGUGAUGAUGUACAUCUAUACCACACAGCACUAAAAGAAUUUGGAUUCGGAGACUCCGGUCCAAUAGUCCAGCAUCGCAUACGUUACCCCAGAGAUGUCCUUGUUGUUGUUGGAGGUGAUCAACUAAAUCCAGACGAAGGCAGACGACUCCCAAGCAAACAGGUGUGGUUUGCUAACUCCCUGUAUAGCGGUACAGGACUGGUCAAGGGUAUGGAGUGGAGGAUUCUGAGUGAAAUGCCAGAGGGAGCCAGGUUCAGACAUGGAAUCAGUAUACUUGACAGAAAACUCUAUGUGGCAGGAGGCUGCUAUUAUUAUUCUAAGGCAGACACAAUGAAAUCUGUAUACAGGUAUGACCCUUUAACCAACUCAUGGGAGAGACUGUCAGAUAUGCAGGAGCACAGGAGUAACUUUACCAUGUUGGUGAGGGGGGACAGUCUGUAUGCUAUUGGAGGAGACAGGGACAUCAGCACUAAUUUGGACAGUGUGGAAAAAUAUUCAGUAGAAACGGACACAUGGAGUUUCACACAUUCGCUGGACCAGCCUCUGAGUGGCCAUGCAGCUGUUGUCUGGGAAGGAGAGAUUUUUAUUUCAGGAGGUUUUAAUUUAAAGUACCAGUGCCUGGUGUCAAUGCUUCUCUAUCAUCCGGAACAAGGUACGACAUAUCUGGCAGACAUGGCCCAGGAUCGAGCUCAGCACUGCAUGGAAAGCUUGGCCAAGCGCUUCUACGUAGCUGGAGGAGUGUGUAACCUGCGAGAGUUCUACACUGAUCAGUUAUCCUGUGAAAGCUAUGACCCAAUAAGUGAUGCGUGGACUGCAUUCACACCUCUUCCUCUCUGCCAUGUUGGCGCUGCCUCAGCUGUCCUGGAGGGGAAGUUAUAUGUGCUGGGUGGUUAUUCUCAAGAAGAUUACAGUGAGGCGAGAUUAGUGCAUCGCUAUGACCCUGGAACUCAGAGGUGGGAGAAUAUGGGCAAGAUGGCUGGCCCUGUCACAGACAUCCGGGCUUGUUUACUCCACUUACCUGCUCAUAUGAGAAGGUCAGACGGGCAGAAAGAUCCGUAAUAGCCAUGUUGUGUCCCAUUCAUUUUAAAGCAAUACUGUUUUAACAGAUUAUAUACAGUACUUUCUUUUUGUCAGCUAUUAUCAAUGUAAUAGAACCG
Neoarius graeffei (lesser salmon catfish) is the source of this 2516-nucleotide messenger RNA. RefSeq names its product kelch-like protein 33. The transcript has 4 exons. Gene Ontology annotation, molecular function: protein binding. Bases 1 to 2418 code for a protein of 805 amino acids. The record is from RefSeq and is a predicted model, not a curated record. Lineage: Eukaryota; Metazoa; Chordata; Actinopteri; Siluriformes; Ariidae.